CUUUCCCAUGAUUUGAGUUGCCGCGUAAAGUACAUUGCGAUGGUUGACCCCAGGCCCCACGAUCCCGCGAGUGCUCGCCUUUCGGGCUCACAGGCAAAAUCGCGAAAGAAGACUAUGGAGCACCCGGAGCUCGCAAAGGAACGCGAGUUCUACAGGUAUUAUCCGCAGCGAACUACCUCCAACGAGGGUAUCAGCCGGCAGCCGUCGCCCACGCCCGCACAUGAUACGCCGCCCCGAGCACUUCCCUCAGGCCCUGGGCUUGGGAUUGCAUUCGAGAGCGACCCCCGGCCAUCCCAAGACAAGGCACUGACUGCAUUCGCACAGCUGGGAGCCCUGCGCCUCAAAGCGCGGCGAUGUCUUAUCUCCUUCUUCGAUCGACGAAACUGCUACAUUCUGGCCGAGGCUACCAGGACCCUAUCCUUGCACACAGGUCAGCCUGAGUUCAGCGAGGACAGCCUGUGCUGGGGCAACACUAUCCUCCCUAGGGAAAAGAGCAUUUGCUAUUACACUGUCAACCUUUCCACAGAUCGACCGGCUGUACCAUUCGAUGAUUUCAGCAGCAUACCUUCUCUUGUGGUCAACGACCUGGCGACGGAUCACCGCUUCAAGUUCUUCCCUUCAGUCACAGGAAGUCCUAAGACUCGUUUCUAUGCAGGAGUGCCUAUUCGCAGCCCAAGUGGGCACAACAUUGGCACAUAUUGCGUUCUUGACGACAAGCCGCGGGACGGCCUUUCGAUCCAUCAAUUGGACUUUCUUAAAGAUAUGGCAGGCACAGUGAUGCGCCACUUGGAGAUGACAAGGGCAACCGAAGAUCAUCGGAGGGGCAACAUCAUGGUUAAGAGCUUGGGAUCGUUCGCUGAAGGGAAGAGCGGAACUGAAGACUGGUGGCAGGAUCCCUGGGAUACACCGCUAUCCGCGGGGCUAUCGGAGACACCUCUCCAGCGCCAACGACCUCCGGCACGGUCAAACGCUGACCAAGAGCCGUUCAUCAUUGACCGAAGCAACAGUGCCAUUUCGAGCAUAAAGAGCUCGACAAACACAGACACAUCAAGUGUUCGUCCCAUGAGCAGCGUUAUUACUCUCGCUUCCGAGCUUGGACCAGAAUCACCCAGAGCACCAGAAACAGCGACCAAAACCUCUUCUUCUUCGCAGAAUGAUCAGAAAAGCAAGAUCGCGCCUGAGGUUCAAGCAGCCUUCAGUAGAGCAUCAAACAUGAUCGUCGAUGCAAUAGAAGCUGAUGGUGUCGCUUUCUUCGACGCUAAGAUCAGCACAUUUGGCGGGCUGGUAGACGAUGACCUCUUCUCCGAGCAGUUACCGGAACCAGACAAGCCCUGUGUUCUGUUGGGUUCCGCACUGAGCAAGAACCACAGAGAAACCUCGAAUGUCUCCGACAUGCAAAACUCAAUGUCCGAAAGUGUCUUGCGGCAUCUGCUUCGUUCUUACUCACACGGCCAAAUUUUCAACUUCGACGACGAUGCCACCACUCCAGCUAUCAAUUCUCCUUCAGGCAACGGUGAGAUGGAGAUAUCAGAUGGCUUCCCGUUCAACGUUUCACGCAAGUCAGAGUCUACGAGAAGCCAAGACGACGAGAACUUCCUCCGAAGCGUAUUUCCGAGAGCGAAGAGCUUAGUGCUGUACCCAUUGUGGGACUCGCAUCGCGAUCGCUGGUUUGCCAGCGCUGUUAUUUGGAGCUCUGACCCUAUGCGUGUUUUCACUAGCGAACAGGAAUUGAGUUUCCUUGCAGCCUUUAGCAACUCAGUCAUGGCUGAGGUUGCACGACUGGAUACCAAGCUGGCAGAUGCUGCAAAGGCUGAUUUUAUCUCGUCCAUCAGCCACGAACUUCGUUCUCCUCUCCACGGUAUCCUGGGUAUGACGGAUUUGCUCAAGGAUACAGCGAUCGACGGUCAGCAGACCAGCCAUGUGCAGACGAUUGAAACUUGCGGCAAGACACUCCUAGAGACCAUCAACCACGUGCUAGACUUUGCCAAAAUCAACAACUUGACACGAGGAACAUCGAAGAAAUCGAAGAAGCGUACGCAGAGCGCCAAACACAUCAUCAGCCCUGGACAAAGCCACACGAAUGACAUCAUGACGUUGAUAAACGACGUUGAUAUGAGUAUCCUCGUAGAAGACGUUGUCGAGAGUGUUUUCGCUGGUCAUACGUACCAGAAGGUAUCAGCUCAAACAUAUGAGCUCAGCUCCCAUAAGAAGGAGGCUCCUCCGAUGACCUUGAUUCUCGAUAUCAACCCGAGUGAGAACUACGUCUUCCACACGCAACCUGGCGCAUGGCGACGUGUCAUCAUGAACUUGUUCGGCAACGCGCUGAAAUACACUCCAGCCGGUUACAUCAAGGUUAAGCUCCAAGUGAUGCCGAAGACAAGCCCCACGGAAGAGUACUGCGAGUUCCGGUUCACAGUAACCGACAGUGGUGUUGGCAUGUCUGAAGAUUACAUCAAUAACAGGCUGUUCCAUUCUUUCGCGCAAGAGAAUCCUUUGAGUCAAGGAACUGGUCUUGGUUUGAGCAUUGUGAAGCAGAUUGUUGAAUCUUUGGGGGGCGAGGUUGAAGUCACCAGUAUGAAGGGCCGAGGAACAAAGUUCACAGUAUCCUGUCCUCUCAAGGAGUCGGUCAUGUCGCCAUCGUUUUGCCCAACGGAACCCGAGCAAGAGAAAGAGAGACACUUGCGGGAGAUUGGCAAGCGCACCCAGGGUAUGAAGGUCUGCUUCAAAGGGUUUGAUGAAGAGGAAGAGUACUUCGUACGGAGCCUGAAGGGAAAGACUGCCACCAAGCUGUCUAUGAAAGCGCUCGACAGUCUUUGUGCUGAUUGGUUUGGCAUGAAGACGUGUGCCAACGGCCCUUGCGCCGCGGCGCCAGAUCUCAUCAUUGCAACCGAAUCCGUUGCAAAGGUACUUCGUGCUCAACACAGCCAAGGCCCUAACAAAGCAAAUCACCCGCCAGUUAUUGUUGUCUGCCAGGGCGCUGCGUCCGCGCAGUCUACCACCGCCAUCACUGUGCCUGGUGUUAUCUUUGAAUGUAUCGGCCAGCCUGUUGGACCCCACAAGAUGGCAAAGGCUCUGUCAUCUUGCUUUGACCGCCACGCAAAUCGUCUGAUUGACCAGGUCCACGACACCGAAGCAACAUUACAGAAGGUUACACAGCUUAGUCUGAAGGAGAACACCCCGCCUCAAAGUCCGGAUAUGUUCACACGCCAUCUUGAUCAGUCUCGACCUGCUCUCACUUCAACGAUUAGCGCUCCUGAAGUGCGUUCGGUCAACUCAAGCCCGGUCAAGAAGUCAGCAUACUCUACGCCAACUAGGUCGCUGAACUGUCUGGCUGUUGACGACAACCCCAUCAACCUACGACUUCUUCGUACUUUCAUCGACAAGUUGGGUCAUCGCCAUGUCCUAGCCGUCAACGGUCUCGAGGCCCUCGAUACAUACAAGUCGGCUCAGGACCAGUCCUUGGUCACAGGAUCAGCUACUCAGGCUCACACCACAGCUGCAAAGGCUGCUGCCGCAGGCAUGACUGCACGUAUUGAUGUCAUCCUUAUGGACAUCAACAUGCCGGAGAUGGACGGCCUUGAAGCAACGCGCCAGAUCCGUGCCCACGAGAUCAGGAAUGGACUACCGCCUGUCACCAUCAUCGCACUUACAGGCGUGGCUAGUACUGAGACGCAGCAAGAAGCCAACUCUAGUGGCGUCAACCUGUUUUUAAUCAAGCCAGUGCGAUUAGCAGAUCUGGAGGUCGUGCUGAAGGGUGUUGUCACUGGACAAGAGAAGGCCGAGCGAGAGGAGAGGGAGAAGGAAAAUCCAACACAGACGCAAACGCACUCUCGGUCGCUGUCGCUGCAGCAAUCUCAGACGAAGACACAGACACCACAGAUACAGCUGCCACAGGCACAGACUGAGCAGGGUGUGGUCAAAGGCAAGGAAGAAAUGAAGGAGAGCAGCAUUACUGUCAAGGAGAUCAAAUGACUCGCACUGGUUGCACUCAGUGUUGCACUUUUCGGUAUCUGGACGGGGCGGUCCCGGUGAAUGACAGGCGUUAUACCCAUUUCUUUAUGAUGAUGGAAGGCAUUGGCAUAGCAUGGUAUGGCGUU
This is a messenger RNA of Macroventuria anomochaeta, 4097 nucleotides long. RefSeq lists its product as uncharacterized. NCBI's taxonomy places the organism in Eukaryota, Fungi, Ascomycota, Dothideomycetes, Pleosporales, Didymellaceae. Gene Ontology annotation, molecular function: phosphorelay sensor kinase activity. Gene Ontology annotation, biological process: phosphorylation; phosphorelay signal transduction system. The transcript is spliced from 2 exons. Bases 40 to 3972 code for a protein of 1310 amino acids. The record is from RefSeq and is a predicted model, not a curated record.